Molecule: messenger RNA, 2337 nt
Organism: Chaetomium fimeti
Lineage: Eukaryota; Fungi; Ascomycota; Sordariomycetes; Sordariales; Chaetomiaceae
Exons: 2
Coding region: 299-2044 (581 amino acids)
Biological process (GO): cellular response to glucose starvation; protein catabolic process in the vacuole
Source: RefSeq, a predicted model, not a curated record
ACACGACUUCAACCCAACACUAAAGAAACUGGACAAGCCACCUUGUCCCGACGACCGCCUUUGUCCGUCACGGACGCUCCACCAGCCAACGAACGGCUAUCUCGCCCAUUAAAAGAGGAUUGAAAGAAUAGGGCGGCAUUGUCCUCCCAUCCCAGGCGCAGCGCAUCGCCUCCCGCUAUCGAACCUAGGGUAGCGUUCCGCCACCACUUAUGACGGAUUCCCUCGGGUCCUUUUGGAGAAGGAUUGAAAGGUGAUCUGGACAAGUCGUCCAUUGAUCGCCGGGGUUUCUUUUCCCAGAAUGGCCGUGGUUCUCCCGACAGAAGACGACAGUUAUUUCUCGCCGUCUUUGCGCCGCUCCCAUUCACAACCAAAAUUUGGGACGAGGCGUUCGGGUUUCCACACUUCAGCGUCAACUUCUCGACUUGGCGAUCCGUAUCCCCAACCCUCGCCAGCGUCAACACUUUCCUCGGCGCCGUCGUCCCCGCAGACCACGAUUAUCGAAUCCGCGUACUUAUCCGACUCGUCAACGCCAGCCACAAACUUCUCUUUAGCCUCGGACUGCGACGAGCCAUCUGCGACGCCGGACGAAGUCUUUCUUCAACAAGGCAAUGACGGGGGCUACUUUGGCAGGCUAGGGAACCAGGAACCUCCGUCGAGUCCGCGGAUCGGCGACUCGGACGGCUUUUCGAUUGAAGGAUACAAUGAAUCCGCUGCGACAUCGAGACCCGGUAGCCCAGACUGCCUCGAGAGAGCCGAGGACGACAUCGCAGUACGGGCACAGCCUUCCCGGCAUGUCGACUAUUUGUCGCAUGACUGGCGCGAGGAGGAUAUCUGGUCGUCGUGGAAGCUGAUCGUGUCAAGGAGAGGCGAUUACAACAAUUCCGCACGGUUGGAAAACGCGUCUUGGAGGACAUGGAUGAAAGCCAAAAACAACCUGGACACGGUCUCGGCCGAGACUCUGAAUUGGCUCAAGGACUAUGACGUAACAUGGCUUUAUGGACCGUUACAGACAGGCACAUCUACGAUGAACCGCACAUCUACCAACUCUACUAGCGCCAGGCUGUCCAAGUCGAACUCAUUCAUCAACAAGAAACCCAUCUUGAAGAAGAGAAGCAUGUCGGAAAUCAUGCUCCAGAGGUCCCUUUCGACUUCGUCUCUCGUGAAGCAGGCAGCCGCAGCGGUGCAGGCCCAGCAGAAGGGGGGGAUCAAGAGGAUAGGCAGGCGCCCGGGCAUCGAGCGGGCCAACACCGACUACAUCACCUUCCCUUUCUCGUCGCGCGGGUUGAGCCACGACGGCACUGGCUUGUUCCCCUCCACAAGGUCUUCCGGGGUCGCUUCUCCGAACGGAGGGAGGAAGCACAUCCACUUCAACGAGCGGGUUUCCCAGUGCAUCGCGGUCGACGUAAAAGGCGACGACGAGGAUGAUGACCUCGAUAUGGGCCGCUAUCGGGACGACAGCGACUCUGACGAAGCCAUCAUGAUGAAGCGGACACGGUCGAGGAAAAAGCGGCCGAUACUGCGGAAAACGAAGAGCCACAACCACGGUUGUGAGAGCAAAACGAUCGCCAUGCUCCCUUCGACCACGCUGAAGUAUCGAGAGGAUACUCCCGGUCCGACAGAUACGGCCCUGAAGCAUAGCGCUAGCGGCGGUCUGAGGAGCCCAAUAUUGUCGCCUUCGUCAUCUCAAGAAACCCUACGCCCGGCCAAAAAGUCAGGAAAGCUCUUCUUCGCAGGCGACGAAGAUGACGAGGACGAUGACGAUGAAGAUGACGAAAACGUAGAGAAGAUCAACAUUCGGCCUGGCACAUUUUCGGCUCUCCAAUACAACGAGGGCAUCUCCGGUUUGCGCCGGUCGGUAUCCACAACCAGCCUCACGCCCGAGCCAACUGGCAUGCAUAGGACUCCAUCCGGGAUGUUCAUGCCAACCGAGGCGCCGGUGUCCGGCCCCCCGCCGGACGAUGGCAUGAUCGGUCGAAUCAUUAACACGGUAAAUACGGCCCGGGACAUUGCCCACGUCAUCUGGAAUGUGGGGUGGAAAAAGUGAUUGUGGCGAGACCGCGUGUUGUUAACCAAAGUUGUUUUUUUCCAGGGGGGGGCUGCUUUCAAUACCAAUCGACUUCGGCGCAAUUCGAGGAGUUCUCAAGGCUUGUACGAUUAAUAAAAGGCGAAAAAGGCGUUGGGCGUUCUGGUCCUCGAGGCUGCGACACGGGGCGGCACCGUCGCCGCCACCCUUGGCUCGACGAGGCCGUCCCGUAUCGCUAUUUGCAGGUGCAGCCCGAGGCCCAGUUGCGCGGUUUAUCACGACGGGAAAACAUGCAUCGUUCGGGGUGUUUGAGC